This is a messenger RNA of Silurus meridionalis, 1655 nucleotides long. RefSeq lists its product as uncharacterized. Gene Ontology annotation, molecular function: nucleic acid binding; RNA-DNA hybrid ribonuclease activity. The record is from RefSeq and is a predicted model, not a curated record. The coding region runs from base 70 to 1212 and encodes 380 amino acids. Lineage: Eukaryota; Metazoa; Chordata; Actinopteri; Siluriformes; Siluridae. The transcript has 2 exons.
UGAGUGCAGGGGACCCUACACUCCAGCUCAGGUGGUGGCGGUAUCACGCCCAAAUGUAAACCGGAUUAGAUGCAAGAAGAAGAGAGUGCGCGUGUGCGGCAUUUGUCCCUAGAUCUGCGCAGGUUCAAGCUCAGAAUGAGGUACUGGUACGGUGUAAAGGGUCAUCUGGGAAAUCAUCCGGUUAAGCUGAUUUUGAGAGAAUGUUGGGAAUAUGAGUGCAGGGAAAUUACGAGCUUUGGUUGGUUAGUAAGGAAGGAGGUGGAUAAGUUGGAGCCGAAAAACCAUGAGAUUGCUCCUUCUGUGGCUCUACCAGCAAUUCCGCCUUGGUUGUUUCAUAACCCUGUGAUAGAUCUACGAGUUGCGAAGUUAUUGAGUAAUCUGGGGAAGAAUGUCUCAAUUGAACUAAUAGUUCAGCAGUACAUCACUCGAGAAUAUGAUGAUGCGCUGCAGGUAUUUACGGACGGCUCUAAAGACCCAGAAUCUGAAAGGGCUGCAGCAGCAGUAUAUAUCCCUGCUUUUGAGAAAAAGAUCGCAAAAAGACUUUCGGAUCAGGUGUCUGUUUUUGCUACAGAACUUUUAGCAAUCAUACUAGCCCUACAGUGGAUAGAAGAAGUGGAACCGGAAAGAACGGUGAUCUGCAGUGACUCGAUGGCAGCCCUCACUAGUUUAAGAAGUGGUAAAUCUGAAUCUAGGCAAGACUUAAUAUUAGAGAUUUUACAAAGUCUGUUUAGAAUUAGGCAGCUAAGGGUGGAGGUAAAUUUUCUGUGGGUACCUGCUCAUGUUGGUGUGGGUGGUAAUGAAAUGGUGGACGUGCUAGCGAAGAACGCACUGAAUCAUUCCCUGAUAGACAUCAAGGUAGCGUUGAGCAGAGCCGAAUUCAAGGCAGUGAUCUCAUCUAAAGUGGGUAGAAGAUGGCAGGAAGUAUGGAACAGUGGGGCUAAUGGAAGACAUCUUUUCCUGAUCCAGGAGACUGUUGGGACAGAGAGGAAACGAUUGGGAAAUAGGAGGAAGGAUGUUAUCGUCACACGGCUAAGAAUUGGACACGCUGCAUUAAACAGUGAUCUCUUUAGAAUAGAUUUGAUCAGCUACCCUCCCUGCCCCCAUCCAGUCCCCCCUGCUGCAAUCCCCCCUCUCUGCUUUCACAGCAAGCAGCUCCAGCCACACCUCUCUCUGCACUGCUAUCAGCUCACAGACAAUACACAACACACCUAACUCCCACCCCCUGCCGAUUCCCUCCAGUCAACACUCCAUCCAAUACACACUGCCCCUUACAGAAGCCCAGGUGAGAAUGGAGCUCAGGAAGAUCAAAGCGAGGAAGGCUGCAGGCCCAGACGGCAUCAGCUCCAAGACCUGUGCUGACCAGCUGUGCGGCAUAUUGCUGUACAUGUUUGACCUGAGCCUGAAGCUGGGAAAGGUGCCACAGAUAUGGAAAACAUCCUGCCUGUUCCAAAGACGCCGCGCCCAAAAGACUUCGGAGACUAUCGACCAGUAGCGCUGACCUCGCAUCUGAUGAAAACAUUGGAGAGGCUAGUGCUCACUCAUCUCCGACCUCUGGUGAGCCCAUCAAUGGAUCCACUUCAGUUUGCCUACCAACCUGGCAUUGGAGUGGAAGACGCAGUCAUCUUCCUCCUAAAUCGGGCUAUUUCACACCUGGA